This is a messenger RNA of Phodopus roborovskii (desert hamster), 1287 nucleotides long. It is a transcript of the gene Ackr5, whose product is annotated as G protein-coupled receptor 182. Lineage: Eukaryota; Metazoa; Chordata; Mammalia; Rodentia; Cricetidae. Gene Ontology annotation, molecular function: G protein-coupled receptor activity. The record is from RefSeq and is a predicted model, not a curated record. The transcript has a single exon. Gene Ontology annotation, biological process: G protein-coupled receptor signaling pathway. The coding region runs from base 14 to 1186 and encodes 390 amino acids. Gene Ontology annotation, cellular component: membrane.
UUAGCUGGUCCUCAUGUCGGUCAAACCCAGCCCUGGGCCCAGCCCGACUUUAGCACCUGGCAAAGAUUUUGGAGAGGUCCACAACUGGACAGAACUGCUCCACGUUUUCAACCACACCUUCUCUGAUUGCCACACGGAACUCAACGAGAAUGCCAAACAAGUCGUCCUCUUUGUCCUCUACCUGGCCAUCUUUGUGGUAGGGUUAGUGGAGAACGUCCUGGUGAUUUGUGUGAACUGGCGCCGCUCGGGCCGGGCGGGGCUGCUGAACUUGUACGUCCUAAACAUAGCGAUCGCCGACCUGGGCAUCGUCCUGUCCCUGCCCGUUUGGAUGCUGGAGGUCAUGCUGGACUACACCUGGCUCUGGGGCAGCUUCUCCUGCCGUUUCACUCACUACUUCUACCUUGCCAACAUGUACAGCAGCGUCUUCUUCCUCACGUGCCUGAGCAUUGACCGCUAUGUCAGUCUCGACAACCCCUCUCCCUCCUGGCAGCGCCACCAGCACCGGGUGCGGAGGGCUGUGUGCGCCGGGGUCUGGGUCCUCUCGGCCAUCAUCCCGCUGCCUGAGGUGGUACACAUCCAGCUGAUGGACGGCUCUGAGCCCAUGUGCCUCUUCCUAGCGCCUUUCGAGACGUACAGCACGUGGGCCCUGGCGGUGGCCCUGUCUGCUACCAUUCUGGGCUUCCUACUGCCCUUCCCCCUCAUUGCAGUCUUCAACAUCCUGACAGCCUGCCGGCUUCGGAAGCAAGGACGGCCGGAGAGCCGGCGCCACUGCCUGCUGCUGUGGGCGUACAUAGCCGUCUUUGCCGUCUGCUGGCUGCCUUACCAUGUGACUAUGCUGCUGCUCACCCUGAACGCGACCCACAUCUUCCUGCACUGCCACCUGGUCAGCCUGCUCUACUUCUUCUACGAAAUCAUCGACUGCUUCUCCAUGCUGCACUGCGUGGCCAACCCCAUCCUCUACAACUUUCUCAGCCCCAGCUUCCGGGGCCGGCUGCUGAGCAUCGUGGUCCGUUACCUUCCCAAGGAGCAGGCCAGAGCGGCCGGAGGCGCGGCUCGCUCUUCCUCGUCCACCCAGCACUCCAUCGUAAUCACUAAAGAGGGCAGCCUGCCCGCUGCAGAUGGCCACCCCCACCCCACCCGGAACUCUCAGGCGUCCUCUCCGCCUCCGAACACCAUAGCCAGCUGAGGAAGAUUCCAGACUCUUCUUCCAUCAGUAACGGGAGUCUGGAUCUGGGGGAGGGGCAGGGAGGAGGGCUGGGAAGGGUAGUCUGGGGCCUCCCUUGGUGG